Molecule: messenger RNA, 5412 nt
Organism: Alosa alosa (allis shad)
Lineage: Eukaryota; Metazoa; Chordata; Actinopteri; Clupeiformes; Clupeidae
Gene: tab2
Product: TGF-beta activated kinase 1 (MAP3K7) binding protein 2
Exons: 9
Coding region: 396-2897 (833 amino acids)
Biological process (GO): positive regulation of protein kinase activity
Molecular function (GO): K63-linked polyubiquitin modification-dependent protein binding
Source: RefSeq, a predicted model, not a curated record
CAUAUUGUGUGACAGUAUUUUGAUUCGUAUCUGUUGGCAGCAAGAAAGGAAAAGAGAAAAUAAGGGGGGAGACGAGGGGGAAAAGAAGAAGAGCUGUCAAAAGAAUUCCCGAGUCUCUGAAACAGCGGAGGGCUGCGGCGUAUUAUCCCCCCUAGUUCGCCGUUUCAAACUGAGUAGGCCAGGGUGCUAGAAUCCCUUCUUGAAGUUCCUCCUCUUCGCUUUUCCGUCAGCACCCCGGCCCAGUGGAGUUUCGGUGGCUGUGUGUCGGGUGUUGAAGGUGGCCCGGGGAGCGGCGGCGGAGACGAAGAUGCGUGAUGCGCGAUAGAGUGAGCGUCUGCCACGCCUGAGGCCCAAGAGUGACCGCAGAGCCCCAGUCCAGCCCCGGCACUACACGAAUGGCCCAGGGAAACCACCAGAUUGACAUCCAGGUUUUGCACGACCUGCGCCAGAAGUUUCCCGAAGUCCCGAGGGCGUGUCCCCCAGUCGUUCUUCAGAACAACAACAACUUGGAUGCCUGUUGCAAGUACCUGUCUCAGGUGAGCCCGGGAUACCUGUACAACGACGGCAACAUCAGCCUCUCCCCCUCCGUCAGCUCCCCCGCGUGCGACGAGCCCAAUUUGGCGCGCCUGCGCAAUCACAUGACUCAACUCACGCUGGGCCGCCAGUGCCAGCAUGUGCCUAGCAACAGCGCCGGCGUUCCGAGGAUGAACGGCAGCCGAGCGCUGUCCCACAGCCUGAGCGAGGGGCCCCUGUCCAGCUCCCCGCAGACGCACGCCACCUUCUACGCCCAGGCCCACGAGCCCCAGUCCGCCCCCCCACACAUCCCCAUCCCCGCCAGCCUGAACGUCUUCGGCGGGAUGGAGCCAUCCACGCGCAAGCCCCAGCCCCCCCAGCACCUCGGCCUCUACCCGAUGGGCAGCAAAGUGCACGCCAUGGGGGGGCCGCAGGCCCCGCGCUUCAACCCCAUCACCGUCACGCUGGCCCCCAACAUCCAGACGGGACGCAACACACCCACGUCUUUGCACAUCCACGGCGGGCCGCAGGCGGGGCUCAACAGCCCGUCCGGGGGCAACUCCAUCUACAUCCGGCCCUAUGUGAGCGGACCCGGGCCCGGCACGGUCCGGCAGGGUCAGCAGGGUCAGCAGCAGCAGCCUGGGGCAGCCCGUGCGCAGUACAGCCCCACCUCGCAGCCCCAGCAGCAGAUCUACCAGAUCAGCAGUCACCCCUCCAGCCUGACCGGGGGCUCGUGGAGCGGCGGGGGUGGGCCACAUAACCUCACCUCACAGCACCAGUCGCCGCAGGGCCACCAGACCUCGCACGUCUACAUGCCCAUCAGCUCACCCACCAACCCUCAGGCGCCCUCCUUCCUGCAGGGCAUCUCUGCCGCCGGGGCCCAGGGAGCCUCCUCUUCCUCCUCCUCUUCCUCCGCGUCAUCAUCGGCCUCCUCUUCCGCAGGCGCCGCGUGCCCUUCCUCCUCCAACUCCGCCGCCUGCUCGGCCUCGGGCCUGCCCUCGUCCUGUUCCUACAGCCAGUACAACAUCCAGAACAUCUCCACGGGCCCGCGCAAGAACCAGAUCGAGAUCAAGCUGGAGUCGCCGCAGCGGAGCAACUCGACGGCCACGGCCGUGCUACGCACGUCCUCCUCCUCCUCCUCCUCGUCCUCUUCCUCCUGCCCGGCCUCCUCGUCCUCGCUGGGCGGCUCCACCACCCCGCUCUCCAUCGGCGCGUCGGGCCUGAGCCGCAGCCAGCCCACCGUUUACAUUUCGGCCAGCCCUCCCUCGGCCUCCCUGGCCUGCGGAGUCGAGGACUCGGCGACGAUUCCCCCGGCCUCCUCGCGCUCGCAGCCCAAGUUCUACAUCUCGGCCAACGCCUCGGCGGACGACGGCUCCGGUGGCCGGAACCCGCCCACGUUCUACAUCUCGCGGAGCGAGCACGGCGCCGGCGUCAGCAUGGGCCCGGCCUACAUCCACCACCACCCGCCCAAGUCCCGCGGCGCCGCCUCCUCCGUGGGGGGCUGCGUGGGAGGGCCCGGCUCGGCCACCUCCCCCCGCGUGGUGGUCACCCAGCCCAACACCAAGUACACUUUCAAAAUCACCGUGUCGCCCAACAAGCCCCCGGCCGUCUCGCCCGGCGUAGUGUCGCCCACCUUCGAGCCCACCAACCUCCUCAGCCUGCCGGCGGACCACCACUACGUGGAGCAGGACCCCCAGCACGCCUCCGACCCUCUGGCAGCUCACCGGGACCGAGCCAGCGAGCCCCGCCGACUCAGCAUGGGCUCCGACGACGCUGCCUACACGCAAGCCCUGCUCGUCCACCAGAAGGCCCGGAUGGAGCGGUUGUGGCGCGAGCUGGAGCUGAAGAAGAAGAAGCUAGAGAAACUAAAAGACGAAGUCAACGAGAUGGAGAAUGACCUGACCAAGAGAAGACUCCAGAGAUCCAAUUCUGUCUCUCAAAUUCCCUCGGUGAGUUACAUUUUUCACUACCGUUUCAAAACGGUUCGUUGCAAGAACAGGAUUCUGCAGAUUGACAUUGACUGCCUAACCAAAGAGAUCGAUCUCCUUCAAACACGAGGACCAUACUUCAACCCCAGUGCAAUUCAGAACUUCUAUGACAGCCUUGAAUGCUUCGGUCCGGUCCCUCCAAAACCCAAAGGGUCAGAGUACCCUGGCUCACUGGACAGGAGAGGACGAAAAAUAAACGUCUCCUCCAAGUUAAAGAUGGACGCCUCUGCUGCUCUUCCUCCUCCUGUCCCUCUGGACUCCCCCAGUAAGAGUGUGAAGGCGGUAGCCGACUCAGAGGAGGACGAGGGCACCCAGUGGAGCUGCACGGCCUGCACCUUCCUCAACCACCCCGCCCUCCUCCGCUGUGAACAGUGCGAGUUCCCGCGCCACUUCUGAGCCACAUCGGACGCCACACACCGACCGAUGCCGGGGCCCCCGCACAGCAUCAACAAACACACACACACACACACACACACACACUCCGCUACAGUGGGAGAAUGGACGACUCCUCUUCCUUCAUUCUUCUAGUCAUAUUGAGAAAACACGGACAGGGUUACCAGUUUUGUUUGUUGUUGUUGUUGUUGUUCGUUGGUGUCCUGUUUUUUUUUUUUCUCUCCAAGGUUUGUCGAAUGCUUAAUCAUUGAAGGCUUGACUGGAUAGAGUUGUGUCUCUUAAACAAACCAAACAAACAAAAGAAGCAAAACAGUUUAAAAAAACACAAACGCAAGCCAGCUGUGCCGGCGGUACCUCUUCUUGGAGUGUGUGUGUAUGUACGUGUGUGCCACACACACACACACACACACACACACACACACACACCACUGCCCCACCCAGCUCCGAGGGACAUUCCUCUGUCAAAGGGAGACCCUCCUUCCUCCCUUCUUCAGUAUUAUCAGAGUACUGUGCCUCGGAGUGAAAACACACACACACACACACACACACACACACACACACACACACACACAUACAUACAUACAUACAUACAUACAUACAUACACAUACACAUACACAUACACAUACACAUACACAUACACACAUACACAUACACAUACACAUACACAUAAACACUGCCCGUACGCACACACAGGGAAGGCUGUGUGGAUGCCAGUGAUUGGGGUUCUUCUCCUUAACGGCAGGGAGAGGAAUCGGGAUCUGGACUCGAGUGUGUGAGCAUGAUGGGGAAUCUACACACACAGGCUCCUUCUGGGCCAGACUGAUGGCCACAUCUGGGUCGCUGUGUGCAGGGGCUGAUGGGAAGAUUAGGCGGAGUUUCUGCCACUCAUUGGGGGUGAAAAAAGGAAGCAAACGAUUCUCUGUUAUUCUCCUUUUUCUUUGAGAGUACUCCUCACCAAAACUGGCGCCUCUGCAAAUUGUAGCGAAAAAAACAACCAAAAAAGAGAAAAACCUAAACUGCAUGCUUUACAUGUCCAGUCAAUGGAGGAGAAAACUAUUCCCCUGAACUUAUAACUGUACAUAGUUUUAGAAUGUGCUUUUAAACAAUGAAAAAGAUGCCUCCUUCUCACACUAUGAAUCUCUUAUAUUUCUUGUAAGUAUAGCUCUAUAGACUUCCUAUAGAAUAACUUUUACUCUUUUCUCCCCUCCCUCUCCCUCAUUUCUUCUUGAACAUGAAUAAGCACGGUUUCCCCAUUUUUGUAAGCUUUUGAACUUGAUUUCUGUGAGGAGGGAAGCAGUGCCUAUGGGAAGCGGAUUUGAUUUUUUUUUUUUCCAGGACGUGUUCAUGAAGCUCUGGGCCGCUCGCCUCUCCUUACUGGCAUACAAAGCUGCUGACGGUCCUACGUACGAUCUGCGCAUGCAGCGGAAGUCGGAAGAUGGAAUUAUUUGUUUUCUUUUGUUGUUUUUUUUCCUCGUCUCUGAAGAUGCAAGAGAACUUUGGACUGUUAACAAGGACAAAAACAAGCCCACAAAAAAGGAUUGACUAACCAUCUUAUCUGACAACUGGAAUGUAGGUUUAAUAUUUGGGGAUUUUUACACCUCUGUGCCAAGAGAAGUGUGCAUUUUUACCGAUGCACCCAUAAACAUUUUAUAGAAAAAGAAACUAUAUAUUCUCCAGAGUAAAGUUUGAGGGCUUGGACUAUUUUUUUGGGAGGGUGGGGGUUGGGGUGAUGUUACCUGGGUGUAUGUGCGCAGCUUGAUCUAAAAAGAUGAGUGUUCAGCAAAGUGUCACGGUGGUGGUUAGAUUGGGUUUGCAAGUAAACUACGAAAUCAAUCGAUUACAGUCAACCAAAGCUCCAGGAUGCGGCUGUGCAUCCGGCAGCCCCGUUGUUCAAGUGCCUAGCACCUGUGAUCACCUACAUGUGCCUAAAGCCAGAAGGACUUGACCUCGGCUAAGACUACACAAGCCUGAACAGACAGUGCCACAAGGGAUUCUUUCCCCCUCCCCCCAAAGUAUGUUGGUCCUAACUAUUAAUUUGAGAAUUCAGUGUUUACUGUUUUAUUGAUUUUUACCUUAAUAUUUGAAGUUUCUUUUUUUUUUCCUCAGAUUUGUGAAAAAAAAAAAUUCUCACGUGUUGCAAUUUGCUGCCUCACCCUGCUGGAUUUGAGUGCUUUGUGUCUGAGUAAUCUAAGCAGUCACCAGUCAAACGUGUCAUUUUUUUAAAAAGCUAAAGCAGAAACACCAAAAGGCGUUACAUGGAUGAAAUUGGUGGAAGGGUAGAGAGUUCUCUGAAGCACUUAUGUGAUACUUUGACCUGUUUUAAAAAUAAAAAAGGAAAUCCAGUAUCUGCUUCAGCCAUAGCCCAUUGAGACGAGUCUGUUCAUACGUGUUUUAUUAAUUAAAAGCAAAAAAGAGAGACUAAUUUGGAUAUCUAAAAGUUGUUUUUGAUUUUAGCUGGGAAAACUGUCUUUGUAACAGAUAAGUUAUUUGUAAAAAUAAAAAAAAUCUAUUCUGAAA